AUGGAAAACCAUAAAAAAUUUAAUAGUGAUAAUGAAUAUAUAUUUUUUAAAGUUUUUAAUAAUAAAUAUUUAUUAAAAAAGAUAAUAAACGAAAUAGAGUCAAUGGGAUACCACGAAACUGACUUCAGAGAAAUCGACGAUAUAAAAAGAAAAAUCAAAUUUAAAAAUAUUAAACUGCUUAGUUGGAUGCUUGAUAAAUGCCAGUUUGAACUUCUAUUAUGUAAACUAAAAGCAAAUGAAGAAAUAGUCAUAACAUCUGGUGACUCAAUUAUAAAUUUUCUGAAGAUUUAUGAAAAAAAUCACAAU
Dictyostelium purpureum is the source of this 306-nucleotide messenger RNA. RefSeq lists its product as uncharacterized. The annotation marks the transcript as partial. The transcript has a single exon. NCBI's taxonomy places the organism in Eukaryota, Evosea, Eumycetozoa, Dictyosteliales, Dictyosteliaceae. The record is from RefSeq and is a predicted model, not a curated record.